Messenger RNA from Punica granatum (pomegranate), 891 nucleotides. The record is from RefSeq and is a predicted model, not a curated record. Lineage: Eukaryota; Viridiplantae; Streptophyta; Magnoliopsida; Myrtales; Lythraceae.
CCCUUUAACCCUAGCUGUUGGACCCCCGCGCCACCUUUAGAACCCGAGAGAGAGAGAGAGAGAGAGGAGUGAGAGCGGAGGCCUCCGUAUUACGUCUCCUCUCCUCUCUCCGCCGCCGCUGCCAUCGCCGCAGAAGCUCCGACGACGAGAGAGCCAGAGAGAAGAGAGCUUCUGCUGCUUGAACGCAUACAUAAUCGAUACAUAUACUAUACGUAUUAAAAAAAUAAAGGAACUGCCGCGGCGGUUUUGAUCAUAUCUAGAAACGUCCGUCUGCAAAUGGCCCGCUCCGUCUCCACCGCCACGCUUCUCGCAGUCUCCGUUGCUGAUAGCCUCUCCGCCGCCGUUUUCCGGCGGGGUUACGCGGUAGCGGCUCAUGGAACGGCCUCAUCAGCAGGAUUUGCUCGGGGAGGGUCUAGUGCCGGAAUCAUGGGGCCGAUCGAGGGGAGGGCGGCUGCGGCCAUGAGAGAAAACUCUGGGGCUGCCUCGACAUGGGCCCCGGAUCCCGUGACUGGCUACUAUAGGCCCGCUAACAGUGCAGCCGAGAUCGAUGCGGCGGAGCUGCGGGCGAUGCUCCUCAACCAGAAGAAGUAAGGCCAUAGCAAGACGACGAAGAAGCGGAAGAUCGCCCCGGUUGGCCAUCGCGCGAUCGAUCAAGUGCUUGGAGCCCAUUCUAGCAUCAUGUUUAGGGGGGUUGACUAUGACCGACUGUCCGGUCAAUCGGGAAAUGAGCUUUGAGGUUAUUGUGGUGGCGAUAUGUACUAAUUAUAUAAUUAAUUAACUUAACAAUAAGAAGAGAUAUAUGUGUGUGUGUUUUUGUUCCCGGACGAGGUGGUGUUAUUACGUUACUUAUUUAAACUUUGUCCUUUCAAUAUAAUCUCAAUUUUCGGCUUC